AUGUUCGAUCGCCUACAGGAGAUGGUAGAAAAAUUGCAACAGAAGAUUCGCGUCCAAAAGAGACAAAUCGAAGAGGCUGAGGAAGUAGCCACUCAGAAUCUCUCAAAGUUCCGUCAAAUCCAGCUUGCCUUAGAGAACGCUGAAGAACGUGCCGAUGUGGCUGAGAAUAGCCUUGUCCGCAUGCGUAGUCAAAGGCGAGUGCAAUAA
This is a messenger RNA of Strongylus vulgaris, 207 nucleotides long. The record is from the annotation of a GenBank genome assembly. NCBI's taxonomy places the organism in Eukaryota, Metazoa, Nematoda, Chromadorea, Rhabditida, Strongylidae.